Messenger RNA from Hevea brasiliensis (rubber tree), 2496 nucleotides. RefSeq names its product cation/H(+) antiporter 24. Gene Ontology annotation, cellular component: membrane; endomembrane system. The transcript has 3 exons. The coding region runs from base 1 to 2397 and encodes 798 amino acids. Lineage: Eukaryota; Viridiplantae; Streptophyta; Magnoliopsida; Malpighiales; Euphorbiaceae. Gene Ontology annotation, molecular function: antiporter activity. The record is from RefSeq and is a predicted model, not a curated record. Gene Ontology annotation, biological process: regulation of pH; proton transmembrane transport.
AUGGAAGCUAAGCCUCGAGCCUCUUUGCAUGUAGAGCAAGUCAUUUCUCCAGUUAGACUAAUAUGUCAAAAAAUCCAUGCUCCCCAUCCAUUAGGUGUUUUUUAUGGAGAAAACCCUUUGGAUUACUCCUUCAGCCUCGUCUUGUUUGAGAUUAUAUUGAUUGUUUUAAUUUCUCGAGUAGUUCGUUUUAUUCUCAAGCCUCUAAAGCAGCCCAGAAUUGUCUCUGACAUACUCGGUGGUAUAAUAAUUGGACCCUCCGUUCUAGGACAAAGCCCAUCAUUCACUCGCAUAGUAUUCCCAGAAAAUUCUGUGUUUUUGGUGCAGAAUGUUGGAAUCAUGGGUUUUAUGUACUUCCUUUUCUUGGCUGGAGUUAAAAUGGAUCUCACCUUGAUUAGAAAAUCAGGAAAGAAACAUGUUUACAUUGCCAUGAUAGGAAUGAUAGUCCCCGCUGUAUUUGUGGCUAUAGUUGGGGUCAUUCUUCGAUCAUCCUUGGAUAAAGAACUUGCAAGAGUCUCUGGGAUAGGAGCAGUUGCUACAGAUUUGGCUUUCACAUCAUUUCCUGUGAUUUAUCUUGUCCUUAAAGAGCUAAACCUGCUUAGCUCAGAGGUUGGACGGAUGGCAUUGGCAGUAGCAGUAAUAGGUGAUUCACUUGGUAUUUUUGUCAUUAUCGCUUUUGAGGCUAUGAAACAAGGUGAAGUUAGCACUCAGGGUGCAGCAUGGUAUUUCAUUUCCACAGCUGUUAUAGGUGCAUUUUAUGUUCUUCCUGUUCGACGAGUAAUGGUUUGGAUUGUCAAGAAAACCCCGGAAGGCAAACCUGCUGAACAAGCCUUUGUGAUUCUCAUCUUGUUGGGUGUACUUGUGAUGGGAUUCUUCACAGAUAUGUUCGGAUUAGCCAUUGCUAAUGGGUCUUUGUGGUUUGGGCUUGUGGUGCCUGAUGGUCCUCCUUUAGGAGCUACUAUUGUGGAGAGGAGUGAAACCAUAGUGAUGGAAAUUUUGAUGCCUUUUGCAUUUGCCUUCACAGGUUUAUGCACCAAUGUGUUUUCCAUGCCCACUUUUGGCUGGUCGAGAUUGUUACCACUCUUUAUCAUGUUUAUAACUGGAUAUAUCUCAAAAAUUGGUUCAAUUUUGGCGUCUUCUCUCUACUUCAAUAUUCCACUAAAAGAUAGCCUUGCUCUGAGUCUCAUUUUGAACUUGAGAGGCCAACUUGAGAUUUUGAUAUACAUCCAUUGGAUCGACAAAAGGAUAAUUGGAAUCCCAAUGUUCACAAUGGUGGUGAUAUUAACUCUUCUAGUGACUGCCAUAAGCGCUCCUUUCGUCAGCAUACUCUACAACCCAACAAGGCCAUACAUGAUAAACAGAAGAAGAACCAUCCAACACAACCCUCCAGGCAAAGAGCUUCGCACAGUAGUUUGCAUCUAUGAUGAAGAAAAUGUAGCUGGUAUCAUUGAUCUCCUUGAGGUUUCAUAUCCAACUAUUACUAGUCCUUUCACAAUCUAUGCUCUUCAUCUGGUGGAGCUUGUAGGCCGGGCAACUCCAUUGUUUAUAGACCAUGAGGAAUCAGACGAGCCUUUGAAGAAGAAUACAGAACAAGAAACCAUAUACAAUGCCCUGAAAAUUUAUCAAGAAGCAAGACGUGAUUUUGUUAAGCUACAUUUCUUCACGGCUUUGGCAAUAAAGAGAACCAUGUACCAAGACAUCUGCGAGUUAGCUUUGUCGAAUAAAGCUUCUCUUAUCAUUUUGCCAUUUGAAAAGGGAAGGCUAGACACUCUUCCAGGAACUGAAAUUGUGCGUCAUGGACAUGGAAUCAAGUCUAUAAGUUCAAAUGUUAUAGCACAUGCACCUUGUUCUGUUGGAAUUCUUAUUGAUAAAGGUCAUGUUCAUAACCCAUUUAUGUUACACCCCCUUGGACAAUCCACAUACCACAAUUAUGUUAUGUUAUUUUUAGGAGGAGCAGAUGCUCGAGAGGCACUUUCUUAUGCUGAUAGAAUGAUUAUGAAUCCUGAGGUUUCUCUGAUAGUGGUAAGGUUCCUUGCAUACAAUAAUGAAGGAGAUGAUGAAAUAGAGAAGAAGCUUGAUGAUGGGGUAGUGACAUCAUUUUGGGUGAAAAAUGAAAGGAAUGAGAGAGUGAUCUAUAGAGAAAUAGUGGUGAAGAAUGGAGAAGAAACAUUGGCUGCAAUCCAAGCCUUCAAUACUAGUGCUACUGACCUUUGGAUUGUGGGAAGGAAACAAGGGAUAAAUCCUGUGAUCCUUCAAGGAUUGUCAAAUUGGAGUGAAAAUCAUGAACUGGGAACCAUAGGAGAUAUUGUUGCAUCUCAUGAUUUUGGUAGUACAGCUUCUGUGUUAGUAAUACAUCAACAAAUUAUGAGAGGCCAAGGGAUGGCUACAAGUGAAGCAUAAAGAAAUUUUUUUUGUUUUAUCUUUUUAUUUACCACAAGAAAAUUGAUACAUUAAUUGCACUUGUGGCAAAUAUACUUUGGAAGAGAUGGAGAAAAGAAG